Messenger RNA from Vigna unguiculata (cowpea), 964 nucleotides. Its product is annotated as F-box protein PP2-B15-like. The record is from RefSeq and is a predicted model, not a curated record. NCBI's taxonomy places the organism in Eukaryota, Viridiplantae, Streptophyta, Magnoliopsida, Fabales, Fabaceae. Gene Ontology annotation, molecular function: protein binding.
CUAAAUCCUAAAAACAUCAUGGAUUCGUUGCCGGAGGAUUGUGUUUCAAAGAUCUUGUCGUACACAUCUCCACCUGACGCAUGUAGAUUCUCAAUGGUGUCUUCAACCCUGCAUUCAGCCGCUGACUCUGACCUUCUAUGGAAGAGCUUCUGUCCCUCUGAUUAUCAUCGCAUUCUCGCAAGGGUUCUUCAUCCCCACACCCUUGAUUCCUCUUCUUACAAAAACCUCUUCUUUUCUCUCUGUCAUCCACUUCUCCUAGAUGGUGGCAACAUGAGCUUCAAAUUAGAGAAGUGUUCAGGCAAAAAAUCUUACAUCCUAUCCGCAAGACAAUUGUCGAUAGCGUGGAGCAGUGACCCCUUGUACUGGUGCUGGAGAACGGUUCCUGAAUCAAGGUUCAAAGAGGUGAUAGAGCUGAGAAUGGUGAGCUGGUUAGAGAUUCGGGGGGGAAUAUGGACGCGGGUUCUAACAGCGAACACGUGGUAUGCGGUUUAUCUGAUAAUGAAAAUUUCGCACCGGAAGUACGGGCUUGAUCGGGUGGCGUGUGAGGUGAGUGUUGCAGUGGGGGAGAAAGUGCAGAGUGGAAAGGUUUAUCUGUGCGAGAAAGAUGAGAAGAAGGGUAAGAAGGGGAGUGUGUUGAAGAUGGAAGAAGAGGAAGUUAUGGGAGUUGCAGAAAAAAGAGAAGAUGGGUGGAGGGAAAUCAAGGUGGGUGAGUUCUUCAGUGGUGAGAAUGACGAACAAGUUACGAUGAGUUUGAUGGAGCUGGGUUACAAGUUGAAGGGUGGACUUGUCGUGGAAGGCAUGGAAAUCAGACCCAAACAUCAUCGUUCUUAAUUCUCCAACUUCAUAAUCACGUUUUCACUAUUUUUUUUUUCCUAUUUUUUACAGUAUAUAAUAAAUUAAUUUCUCUUUUUCUUUGUAUAUUAUAUUUUUUUUUAUCUUCAAUAAAUAUCUGCUUUCCCUUCAA